This is a messenger RNA of Phyllostomus hastatus (greater spear-nosed bat), 1078 nucleotides long. RefSeq names its product geminin DNA replication inhibitor (gene GMNN). The transcript is spliced from 7 exons. The record is from RefSeq and is a predicted model, not a curated record. Gene Ontology annotation, cellular component: nucleus. Lineage: Eukaryota; Metazoa; Chordata; Mammalia; Chiroptera; Phyllostomidae. Bases 211 to 822 code for a protein of 203 amino acids. Gene Ontology annotation, biological process: negative regulation of cell cycle; negative regulation of DNA replication.
GCCGAUUAAGCGAGGUUUUCCAGCCGCGCGCGCGCCGCGUCUGCUCCGCUGCGGUGGGGAAGGGUGCUGUCCGGCUGGGGGCGUUGUGCUUGGCGCCGCGGCCAGGACUGAGCGGUUCCCUUCAGCGAGUGAGAGUGGUGGCUGCCUCCCUCUCGCGUUCCCGCCCGCCGGAAUCGGCCCUCCCGGGACUCCGCGGAGCAGCGGUGCACCAUGCAUCCCGCCAUGAAGCAGAAGCAAGAAGGGACCCACGGGCGCGUGAAGAGCAGCCCCACCCCGAGGAGGACCCUGAAGAUGAUCCAGCCCUCCACCGCUGGGCCCCUGGUGGGACGGGAGAACGAGCUGGUGAAGGGCUUGUCCAAAGCGAAACUCGGGGACGGCCAGCCGGCAUCGAGGAAGCCCAGCCCUGGGGCUGCUGCGAUCGCAGAGCCCAGCGCCGCCGGAGGGGUCGCCCGGGAAGCGCUUGACCUUAUGGUCACAGAAAACCCCUCCUCUGCGUACUGGAAGGAAAUGGCAGAGCGACGGAGAAAUGCUCUCCAUGCAGCACUGCAGGAGAACGAGAAACUUCACAGAGAGAUCGAGCAGAAGGACCAGGAGAUCGCCCGCCUGAGGAAGGAGAACAGGGAGCUGGCCGAAGUGGCGGAGCACGUGCAGUACAUGGCGGAGCUGCUGGAGAGACUGAACAGCAAAUGCCUGGCUGACUCCGGGUCACCAGAGAGUCUGGACUCCGACUCCGAAGGGGAGGCUGGCGAGGACUCCGGGGCCGAGGGCUGCGCCACGGAAGCCGUGUCUCCCUUCCCAGACACGGAGCCGCCCUGCGCGUGAGGGUCAGGAGCAUUCGACAUGAGAAACACGCCAGCCAAGUUCAAGUUCACCUCCACUGCCGGUCUUUGUAGCAGCGCAGAUGCCUGCGUACUGCAGGCUUGAGAUCAAACUUCCUCGUUUGAAUCCCGGGACCCUAAUGUUGUAUCAAAGUACAAAUACUAUGUAUUUUUAUUCUGUGGUGUUUUAUGUAAAUAACGUUUUCUCGAUGUCAGACACUACCUGUGUGUGUGAUAAAUAAACUUCAGUGUCCUUUUGA